Metschnikowia bicuspidata var. bicuspidata NRRL YB-4993 is the source of this 1422-nucleotide messenger RNA. RefSeq names its product Arp4p (gene ARP4). The transcript has 2 exons. The record is from RefSeq and is a predicted model, not a curated record. Gene Ontology annotation, cellular component: NuA4 histone acetyltransferase complex; SWI/SNF complex. Gene Ontology annotation, molecular function: chromatin binding. Gene Ontology annotation, biological process: regulation of transcription by RNA polymerase II. Bases 1 to 1422 code for a protein of 473 amino acids. NCBI's taxonomy places the organism in Eukaryota, Fungi, Ascomycota, Pichiomycetes, Serinales, Metschnikowiaceae.
AUGUCUUCCUCCAACUCUGCGGCCGCCGUCUACGGCGGCGACGAAAUCAACGCCAUCGUGUUGGACCCCGGGUCGCACACGACCCGCAUCGGCUACGCCGGCGACGACCUCCCCCGCGUCGUGGCGCCGGCGUGGUAUGCGCUUGACGAGGACGGCACGCGCCUGUUUGGCGGCAGCGUCGACUUCCCCAAGGCCGGGCGGCAGGUGCGGCCGCUCAUGCGCGAGGGCUUGGUGUGUGACUGGGACGCCGCGGCGGCGCACUUCCGCCACCACUUCGACGGCCCGAUGGCGCUCGCGUACGCGGAGCAGCCGCUCCUCGUGACGGAGCCCGUGUGGGCGCCGGCGAAACACCGGCAGCGCAUGGUGGAGACGCUCUACGAGGAGUUCGGCUUCCCCGCGGUGUACUUGGCCAAGACGCCCACGUGCGUGUCGUUCCAGCAGGGCCGGCCGAGCUGCUUGGUGGUGGACGUGGGCCACGACUCGGCCAGCGUGGUGCCGGUGGUGGACGGCAUGUGCUUGCUCAAGCACUCCAUGCGCACGGGCUACGCGGGCCGCUUCUUGAACGACCACGUGGCGGACACGCUCGCGGCGCGGUUCCCGGGCGUGGACCUCCUGCCGCAGCACCGCGUGCUCCGCAAGACGCCCGUGGUGUACCCGGCCGCGGCGCGCUUCGAGCCGCGGGUGUGGCCGGGGCCGGUGGCGCCGUCGUUCGACGAGUACCAGCGGCAGCGGGUUUUCUGCGAGUUCAAGGAGCUCAUGCUCGAGGCCGGCAGAGCAGACAACUCAGGCACAGACCCCGCCGACACGCGAGACACGCCGGACGCAUCCGACGCGGACGCCUUGGAGCGCACCAUGGAGUUGCCCGCGGGCCAGACCGUGGCCGUGGCGCGCGACCGCCUCGCCCUCGCGGACGCGUUGUUCGAGCCGGCGCUCCACCCGUUCCACGACGCCGCGUACGCCGCGCGGCACCCCGCGUGCAACGGCGAGAUGGCCCUCAGCAGCCCCUACGACGACUACCGGCCCACGAAGCGUGCGCGCAAGCCGGACACGGGCCCGCACACGCCACUGCCGGCUGCCGGCGGCGGUCCACAGCCCGAGCGCGGGUUGGCGCAGCUCGUGGCGCACGCGCUCGCGUCCGUGGACGUGGACUUGCGCACGGCGCUCGCGCACAACGUGGUGGUCACGGGCGGCACGUCGCUCGUGCCGCGCUUGACCGAGCGGCUCAGCGCGGAGUUGCAGGCCGCGCACCCGGGCUUGAAGGUGCGGCUCCACGCGCCGGGCAGCGCGGCCGAGCGCACGGGCCAGGCCUGGCUCGGCGGCAGCGUGCUCGCGUCCUUGGGCGCGUUCCACCAGAUGUGGGUCAGCAAGGCCGAGUACGACGAGGCGGGCGCGGAGCGCAUCUUGACCCAGCGCUUCCGCUGA